Molecule: messenger RNA, 441 nt
Organism: Gongylonema pulchrum
Lineage: Eukaryota; Metazoa; Nematoda; Chromadorea; Rhabditida; Gongylonematidae
Source: the annotation of a GenBank genome assembly
UUACGGGUAGUAACUCGAAGAACAAUGAGGUGGGGCAGCGAGCGCGAUUCAGGAGCAGUAUUUACUCGAUUGGCUCUUAUCCUGCUGACAUUUCUGACCUCUGCAACCUGGCUUCCGAGACGACCGGCUGCUUUUGCGAUGCGUGUGGAUCCUGAACGAAUCGCCGCCCGACUGCGUAUCGAGCAGGAGAUUGCGAUGGAUAAGUUGAGUAAACUGGGCAGGAACAGACGGCAACUUGCUGCAACACCCAAAGAAAUCUCCAUUUCCAUUACAGCGCCGUUGUUUUCCAGCAGACUGUUCGAGUACGGGACGGAUGCUGGCGAUGAGGAGCUGCCUCCAAGCCUCGAUGCCGCCAAAAAGAUCACCAUCGCUUAUCCGCUGCGAUUUUACGGAAUGGACUCAUCAACUGUUUAUGUAAGCCCACCGCACGUUUUUGUAUAA